GCGAAGAAGGAAAACGGCAGAAGAUGUCUGGACUAGUCUUUAGAAGGAGACAAUUUCUACUUCUUCUUGAGGCAAAAGACGGGGUGUAAACUUUGUACCUUCUCUUAUCUUAUCACAGAUAUAUGUAUAAAUUAUUUUAUUUUUUUUAAAUAAUAACUGAGAAACAUCCCGAAUGUCAAAAUUAUAGCAAAGUAGAAAGGAACUGCGAUUCAUCUUGACAUUUCAACUGGAAAACGAGGGAGAAAAAACGAAAUCCAAAGUGAACCAUUCACACUUCAAAAAAAGAUGUAUAAAGAAGACGAAAUAAAGAGGACCUCCAGUCCUUUAACCACGCGUACCACGCCAGAAUACUUUUAUCCCUGCAUAUUAGACAAGCAAAGAAGAAAAUCUUUACCAGAGAAGCAUUCCGGUGUAAAAUAUCAGUUGUUAAGUCCAGUGAUGUACGAAGAAGAGAUGAAGAGCUAUCCGAUCACCACUCGGACAAUGCCCGAAUACUUCUAUCCAUCCAUAGCUGAGAUUCACAAAAGAAGGAAAUCCUUCUCGGAUAAAAAUCAGCACAGUUCUGCUUUGGGAUAUUUGAAACAGAGUGGAAAUUUCGGAAUACAUUUGCUUGUAUCAAUGACAGAACUUAUAAAAGGUAAGUUUAUUACAUUCAUUUUUAAAUACUAGUUAAAAUUAUGGAACAUUAAUCGGUAAUUUUUUCCGAAAUGUUG
This is a messenger RNA of Parasteatoda tepidariorum (common house spider), 713 nucleotides long. RefSeq lists its product as uncharacterized. The record is from RefSeq and is a predicted model, not a curated record. NCBI's taxonomy places the organism in Eukaryota, Metazoa, Arthropoda, Arachnida, Araneae, Theridiidae.